GUGAUACUGAGUAAAUUAUUUAACCUCUCUGAACCUCAAUUUUCCACAACAUAAGACAAAGAAAAUAUACUCAGCUUAUGAGAAUUAAAUGAGAGAACAUAAAGUCAACCAAUACAGGGCUUAGCAUAUUUGUCACCCCUUCAGUAAAUAAUCAUGGCUGUGUUAUCAGAGCUCUUAACAAGGAAAGUGGCAAGUGGGAAGCAGAAUUUCCGGUGGGGAUCCCUGGGCCAGCCAGCCUUACAACAUGAACUUGGACAAGUCAUUUUCCGCAUCACUGUGAGAUAGUGCAGGGAUGCACCACAAGGAUAUGGCAGGAUGGCUGACAAGAGAUUGGGAAGUGAGUUAGGAGGAAAGCUGGCUGGAUGACUGCUGUGAGAGGCGUCAUCUCCGUGCUUGCUCUGUGAUGUUUCAGUCCCAGGAAGACAAGCGCCAUGUCUCUGAGCAGUGCCUUUCAGGCUGUGGGCAACGACCCUGGGAUCAUCACCUGGAGAAUAGAGAAAAUGGAGCUGGCGCUGGUGCCCCUGAAUGCCCACGGCACCUUCUAUGAGGGGGACUGCUACAUCAUCCUCUCGACCCGGAGAGUGGGCAGCAUCCUCUCCCAGGACAUCCACUUCUGGAUUGGGAAGGACUCCUCGCAGGAUGAGAAGAGCUGCGCAGCCAUCUACACUACGCAGCUGGAUGACUACCUGGGGGGCAGCCCCGUGCAGCACCGGGAGGUCCAGUGCCACGAGUCCGACACCUUCCGCGGCUACUUCAAGCAGGGCAUCAUCUACAAGAAGGGGGGUGUGGCCUCCGGGAUGAAGCACGUGGAGACCAAUACCUACGAUGUGAAGCGGCUGCUGCACGUGAAGGGGAAGAGAAACAUCAGGGCCACCGAGGUGGAAAUGAGCUGGGACAGUUUUAACCGAGGUGAUGUCUUCCUGCUGGACCUUGGGAAGGUCAUCAUCCAGUGGAAUGGCCCAGAGAGCAGCAGCAGGGAGCGUCUGAAGGCUAUGCUCCUGGCAAAGCAUAUUCGGGACAGGGAGCGAGGGGGCCGUGCUGAAAUAGGAGUGAUCGAGGGAGACAAGGAGGCGGCCAGUCCAGAGCUGAUGAAGGUCCUUCAGGACACCCUCGGCCGGCACUCCAUUAUCAAGCCUGCGGUCCCCGAUGAGAUCACAGAUCAGCAGCAGAAAUCAAAUAUCACGCUGUAUCAUGUCUCAGACUCAGCUGGGCAGCUGGUGGUCACAGAUGUAGCAACGAGGCCUCUGGUCCAGGGCUUACUGAACCAUGAUGACUGCUACAUCCUGGACCAAAAUGGAACCAAGAUCUAUGUGUGGAAAGGAAGAGGAGCCACAAAGGUUGAGAAACAGAUGGCCAUGUCUAAAGCUCUGAACUUCAUCAAGAUGAAGGGCUACCCCAGCAGUACCAACGUGGAGACUGUCAGUGACGGUGCCGAGUCAGCCAUGUUCAAGCAGCUGUUCCAGAAGUGGUCAGUGAAGGAACAGACUGUGGGUCUGGGGAAAACGUUCAGCAUUGGUAAAAUCGCUAACGUUUUCCAGGAUAAAUUUGAUGUGACUCUGCUGCACACCAAACCAGAGGUGGCAGCCCAGGAAAGAAUGGUCGACGACGGCAAUGGCAACGUUGAGGUCUGGAGAAUUGAAAACCUGGAGCUGGUCCCCGUGGAGCAUGAGUGGUAUGGCUUCUUUUAUGGGGGAGACUGCUAUCUGGUUCUCUAUACGUACGAGAUGCACGGGAAGCCGCACUACAUCUUGUACAUCUGGCAGGGCCGUCACGCCUCACAGGAUGAGCUGGCAGCCUCGGCACACCAGGCGGUGGAGGUGGACCGGCAGUUUGAUGGGGCCCCUGUGCAGGUUCGGGUUACCAUGGGGAAGGAGCCACGCCACUUCAUGGCCAUCUUCAAAGGAAAGCUGGUUAUCUUUGAGGGUGGGACUUCCAGGAAGGGAAAUGCCGAGCCCGAUCCUCCGGUAAGGCUCUUCCAGAUUCAAGGAAAUGACAAAUCUAACACCAAAGCGGUGGAGGUUCCAGCCUUCACCUCCUCCCUAAACUCCAAUGAUGUCUUUCUGCUGCGGACCCAGGCAGAGCACUACCUGUGGUAUGGCAAGGGGUCUAGUGGAGAUGAGCGGGCCAUGGCUAAGGAGCUGGCGGGGCUUCUCUGUGAUGGCACCGAGAACACAGUGGCUGAGGGCCAGGAGCCAGCUGAGUUCUGGGACCUGCUGGGAGGAAAAACUCCCUAUGCCAAUGACAAAAGACUACAGCAGGAAAUCCUAGAUGUCCAGUCCCGUCUCUUUGAAUGUUCCAAUAAGACUGGCCGGUUCAUUGUUACUGAGAUCACAGACUUCACCCAGGAUGACCUGAACCCAGAUGACGUGAUGCUCCUGGAUACCUGGGACCAGGUGUUCUUGUGGAUUGGGGCUGAGGCCAACGCCACAGAGAAGGAGAGCGCUCUUGCUACCGCCCAGGAGUACCUGCACACUCACCCCAGCGGCCGCGACACCGGCACACCAAUCCUGAUCAUUAAACAGGGGUCUGAGCCUCCCAUAUUCACAGGCUGGUUCUUGGCCUGGGACCCUCACAUUUGGAGCGCAGGGAAAUCAUAUGAACAGUUAAAAGAAGAGCUGGGAGAUGCUGCUGCUAUCACGAGAAUCACUGCUGAUAUGAGGGACACAACCCUCUCCCUAAAUUCUGAGCCAAAAUAUUACCCCGUAGAAGUUCUGUUGAAAAAUCAGAGUCAGGAGUUGCCUGAGGAUGUGAACCCUGCCAAAAAGGAGAAUUACCUCUCUGAACAGGACUUUGUUUCUGUGUUUGGCAUCACAAGAGGGCAAUUUGCUGCUCUGCCUGGCUGGAAACAGCUCCAGAUGAAGAAAGAAAAGGGGCUUUUCUGAGGCAAGAAGGCAUAUCUGCCCACUGCAAGACCCCAGAAGAAAGCAGAUAGUGCCAGUACCAGGAAAGAAUUUCUCUACUAAUCUCUGCCUAACAUCCAGCUACUUAAUGUUGAUACAGUAGGCACUGCAAAUCACAGCAUGUUCUCCAUUUUUCUCAUCCCUGUGUUCCUUAGUUAUUAUAUACCUAAAAUGUUAGCUACCCACUUUUUAAUUUUUGUGGCCUCAGCAGAAAGCACUAAAACUGCAGGAAUCUGGAGAAGUCAAAAGUAAGAGAACAAAAAAACUAAGUUUAAAGUGUUUAACAUUGGGGCAAGGGCCUAAGUUUGUUUUAAAUCUUAAGAUCGGUAUUUCCUAUUUAACCCACAAAUCACUGAAGUUAUUCACAUAUACACCCUGAAGUCAAAAUCUAAAUGCUCAGAACUGUAUGUGCCAGAGAUUUUUAAAUUUUCAAAUAAAGAUACCUGUAA
Molecule: messenger RNA, 3349 nt
Organism: Lipotes vexillifer (Yangtze River dolphin)
Lineage: Eukaryota; Metazoa; Chordata; Mammalia; Artiodactyla; Lipotidae
Gene: AVIL
Product: advillin
Exons: 19
Coding region: 432-2882 (816 amino acids)
Biological process (GO): barbed-end actin filament capping; actin filament severing; cytoskeleton organization
Cellular component (GO): actin cytoskeleton; cytoplasm
Molecular function (GO): actin filament binding; phosphatidylinositol-4,5-bisphosphate binding
Source: RefSeq, a predicted model, not a curated record